Molecule: messenger RNA, 690 nt
Organism: Trypanosoma conorhini
Lineage: Eukaryota; Euglenozoa; Kinetoplastea; Trypanosomatida; Trypanosomatidae
Product: exosome-associated protein 4
Exons: 1
Coding region: 1-690 (229 amino acids)
Biological process (GO): nuclear mRNA surveillance; rRNA catabolic process; U4 snRNA 3'-end processing
Cellular component (GO): nuclear exosome (RNase complex); cytoplasmic exosome (RNase complex); nucleolus
Source: RefSeq, a predicted model, not a curated record
AUGGAGCGGAGCUGCGGGAGAAACGCGCCGGAUAAGGUGCGCUACCCGCACAUCGCCCUGGAUGUCCUCGGGCAGUGUCACAGCAGUGCGUGUGUGGAGCUUGGCGACACGCGUGUUGUUUGCGCCGUUCACCACCCGCAGCAGCUCGUUGACGAGUACCGCGGCAACCGUGGACGUGUCGCGUGCACCGUGCAAAGGUCGGGUUCGGCGGGCUCGCAGGUCGCGGGUUCCGCCCCCCGGUGCAUUGUGACCCCGGAGAAGGACAUGUCCCUCGCGUUGGAGGGAGUCGCAGAGCAGGUGGUGAUGCUGGAGAAGAUACCGCAGCUGCUGGUCGAGGUGGUGGUGGAGAUCCUCGCGGAGGACGGGGGCGUGUGGGAUGCUGUCGCGACGAGUAUGAGUGCGGCUUUGGUGAGCGGCGGUUUCGACAUGUACGACGUGUUCUCUGCCUGCAGCUCCGCCCUGCUCCGCGAUGGCGCGGUGGUGAUGGACCCCGACGCCGCCGAGGAGUCGAACGCCCAGGCCUCGGCGCUUGUCUGCAUGAUGCUCAACUCCGGGGACAUCUGCUACGCCAGGCACCGCGGCUCUUGCGAGCCCGGGACGGUCGCGGAACUCGUCGCGUCCGCAAUGAAGGGCUGCUUCGCCCGUAAAGGCGCCAUCGCGGCACAAUUAAACGACCAGUCGAUUUUGUGA